Molecule: messenger RNA, 2384 nt
Organism: Salvia miltiorrhiza (redroot sage)
Lineage: Eukaryota; Viridiplantae; Streptophyta; Magnoliopsida; Lamiales; Lamiaceae
Product: glucose-6-phosphate 1-dehydrogenase, chloroplastic-like
Exons: 9
Coding region: 262-1686 (474 amino acids)
Biological process (GO): glucose metabolic process; pentose-phosphate shunt, oxidative branch
Cellular component (GO): chloroplast stroma
Molecular function (GO): glucose-6-phosphate dehydrogenase activity; NADP binding
Source: RefSeq, a predicted model, not a curated record
AAGGAUUAGCAUUUGAAAAUCUCUAAUUUUCCUACAACAAUCAAUGUCUCUCAGUUAUAGGCAAAAGCCACUCUCAAAGAAUCUAAUACAUAGGGAAAAUAUAUAUACAUAUAUCAAACAAAUAUCCCAAGCAAUCGAAGAAUUUCAAUCCCGUAGCCCAUAAUUUUCUCGAAUGAAAGGUGUGAUUUUUGCAGAGAAUUAAAGCUUCCCACCUGAAAAACAAUCGAGAAAAAUCAUUGGAGCCUGCUUUCUUGAAAUAUCAUGGCUAAAUUAUUGAGCAAUCCUUGUUGUUAUUCAUCAUCUUCAACCACAUUUUCUUGUUUCCACAAUGAGAGUUUGUGUAGUUCAAGAAAUCUGGCGGCUGUACCAAUUUCAAGCCAUUUCUCAAAGUGGGCUCCCAACAAUUUUACAAGAAUUCAGCUAAGAAGCAGCAAUUUUGAGCUGAGGUCAUCGAAUGGGUAUCCUCUUAAUGCUGUUUCUUUGCAAGAUGAGGGUUCAGUUGACAAUCCCCUUGCAGAAGAAGCCAAUUUUUCUGAUUCAGCAGAAGGGGAUUCUACUCUAAGCAUUACGGUUGUUGGUGCAUCGGGCGAUCUUGCAAAGAAGAAGAUCUUUCCUGCUCUUUUUGCUCUCUAUUAUGAGGGUUGGCUUCCUGAGAAUUUUGUUAUUUUUGGUUAUUCUCGGACCAAUAUGAGUGAUGAGGAGUUGAGAAACAUGAUCAGCAGAACCUUGACUUGCAGGAUUGAUCAGAGAGAAAACUGUGAUGACAAAAUGACACAGUUUCUAAAGAGAUGCUUUUACCAUUCAGGUCAAUACAAUUCGGAAGAACACUUCUUGGAAUUGGAUUGCAAACUGAAGGAAAAAGAGGGUGGUGGAUUAUCUAAUAGGUUGUUUUAUUUAUCCGUUCCUCCGAACAUAUUCGUGGAUGUGGCCCGUUGUGUUAGCACCGGAGCUUCUUCAACAACUGGAUGGACAAGGGUGAUUGUAGAAAAGCCAUUUGGUCGGGACUCAGAGUCGUCUAGAGAGCUGACGAGAUGUCUAAAACAGUAUCUCUCCGAGGACCAAAUAUUCCGAAUUGAUCAUUAUUUGGGCAAGGAGUUGGUCGAAAACCUAUCAGUGCUUCGUUUCUCGAAUCUUGUCUUCGAGCCUCUUUGGUCGAGAGACUACAUCCGCAAUGUCCAGUUCAUAUUCUCAGAAGAUUUCGGAACUGAAGGACGAGGAGGCUACUUCGACAAUUAUGGAAUAAUCCGAGAUAUUAUGCAAAACCAUCUGCUGCAAAUAUUAGCAUUAUUUGCAAUGGAGACUCCUGUCAGCUUGGAUGCUGAAGAUAUAAGAAACGAGAAGGUGAAAGUUCUGCGAUCAAUGAAGCCUUUGCUGCUUGAAGAUGUGGUUGUUGGCCAGUACAAGGGGCACAGCAAGGGUGGUAAAACGUACCUAGGGUAUACUGACGAUCCUACCGUACCAAACAAUAGCGUGACUCCUACAUUUGCUGCUGCGGCCCUCUUCAUCAAUAAUGCUCGUUGGGAUGGUGUUCCGUUCCUCAUGAAAGCAGGCAAAGCCCUCCACACAAGACGAUGUUUCUCUUGUCUGAAAUCAGGGCUGAGAUUAGAGUUCAGUUCAGGCACGUUCCCGGUAAUCUGUAUAAGCACACCUUUGGGACGGAUUUGGAUCUGGCCACGAACGAGCUAGUGCUUCGUGUGCAGCCAGACGAGGCCAUAUAUUUGAAGGUCAAUAACAAGGUUCCCGGCCUUGGAAUGAGGCUAGACCGUAGUGACCUCAAUCUUCUCUACAAAGCCAGGUAAAAGAUUUCAAGAUUGAACUUUUAAUUUCAUUUCCACAGUCUAUCGUCCAAAUUUUGGUAUUUUGAUGAUCUCGAAUGAAUUCUUGAAGGUACACAAGGGAGAUACCGGAUGCUUAUGAGCGACUCCUUCUAGACGCAAUAGAAGGCGAGCGGAGACUGUUCAUCAGGAGCGACGAGUUAGAUGCUGCGUGGGCUCUUUUCACGCCAUUACUGAGGGAAUUAGAAGACAGGAAGAUCGCCCCAGAGCUCUACCCGUAUGGAAGCAGGGGACCCGUGGGAGCACACUAUCUUGCAGCUAAACACAACGUUCGUUGGGGAGAUCUCACAGGUGAGGACUGAUGAUACCCGAUUCUGUUACAGCAUUGCAUAGCUCGUCGGUUGAUCAAUAUUCUUGAUACUUGAAGUUUAUUAUAGGUAUCUUUAAUCGACGUUUUGAAUGAGUUCUUGAAGUUUUUUACUUUAAUAUUAUAUAUGCUAAUGAUAGUGGUUUUGUUUGUAGUGUUGAUUUGAGGUUAUAUAUGUAUCUUUAUAAAUCACAUGUGAUGCAAGAAAAACUGAAGUGAAAAUGUGGUGAAUUUCUUGAUUA